Molecule: messenger RNA, 988 nt
Organism: Amphiprion ocellaris (clown anemonefish)
Lineage: Eukaryota; Metazoa; Chordata; Actinopteri; Pomacentridae
Gene: exoc1l
Product: exocyst complex component 1 like
Exons: 4
Coding region: 67-636 (189 amino acids)
Source: RefSeq, a predicted model, not a curated record
GUGGUAAAGAAUGAGCUCAUAUCACACACAACCAACCCACAACUCUGACGCGGUCUGACCAGAGUGAUGUCGUCUCUUCUAAAGGAGGAGAUGCAGAGAGUUUUAUUCCGCCCUGCAAAACAGAGACUAGUGGAGUUUAUUGAGAUUGAAGAGCCGACAUGUGGACGACAUUUUCUCUGUGUUUCAGUUGCAAAAGGCAAAGUGGUGCAGUUAAGUAUAGUGCAAUGUCAGAUAUCUAAGUCGUCCCUGAAGUCUGGAUCCAAGAAAUCUCACACCAAACGCUCCAGCAUCCAGGACUCUUACAGGAGGACAGAGAUGUGGUCCCUACAAAACCUAACUCUUGUUGAUGGACGAGACCCUGAUGUGGACGACCCCUGUUUCCUGCUGCACUUCGACAAGGUGCGUACAGUGACGGCCACCAGCUGCUCAGCCAAAUACGCUUUUGUUCGUGCCCUGGUUGCUCUCAGCGACCGACACUGUCAGAGGUCACUGAACCUGCGGAACUUUGACUGGACUUACAUCAAGCCCACCUCCUUCUACUCCAACAGAGGGGACUGUGUUGUUCUGUCACAGAUUUGCUUCUAUGCAAUGAAUUUGGUCUGUCUUUCCAUGUGUCCUGUGCCUCUGGAAGUAUAAUAAAAUGACACAGUGGCUGUGUGUUUCAGUUUAGUUGUGUGUAUGCGCACAGUUUGGAAAGCUGCAGCAAAUGUAUUGUGUUUUGUGUUGAUCUGGUGGUGUGGAGUAAAUGUAAGCUUGUGGCUUCUGUUACAAAUUAAGGCUUUGACAAGAAGUUAUACACCAUGAAAUGUGUUUUGCAUUAAUACUAUACUGAAUGUACCAUCAUUACAAUUGCAAAUUUCAAACUGGUUGGAAUUUGUUAAAUUCAUAAUCCACUUUUGUGAACUUUUAAAUACUUGUACCGGGAAAUAUUCUAUUUCAUGUAAUGCUGCGAAUUUCAAACUAUGUGGUGAAAAAAUAAAUAAAACAA